Lachancea fermentati is the source of this 1023-nucleotide messenger RNA. Lineage: Eukaryota; Fungi; Ascomycota; Saccharomycetes; Saccharomycetales; Saccharomycetaceae. The record is from the annotation of a GenBank genome assembly.
AUGGCAAGUCUCAAAACCUUCGAUGCUUUUCCUAAGACAGAAGCGCAACACGUGGUAAAAUCCUCAAAGGGUGGAUGGAGCUCCAUUCUUACUUAUUUAUUCCUCCUUUUCAUUGCCUGGAGUGAGUUUGGUAGUUACUUCGGUGGCUAUGUAGACGAGCAGUACGCUGUUGAGAAGCAGUUGCGGGAAACAGCGCAAAUCAAUAUGGACUUGUACAUUAGUACGCCGUGUAAAUGGCUGGAGGUUGUUGCAAAGGAUCAAACCAAAGAUCAAAAAUUCGUAUCUGAGGAAUUGUCCUUUGAGGACAUGCCUUUUUUCAUCCCAGCUGGUGUCAAGGUUGGAAAGAGAAACGAGCUAAUUACACCUGGUUUGGACGAAAUUUUAGGAGAAGCAAUUCCUGCCAAGUUUAGAGACCGCAUAGACACUACUGGAUUUGAAGGCCAUGAGGGGUUUGAUGGCUGCCAUGUUUUUGGCUCAAUUCCUGUGAAUAUGGUUCGGGGCGAAUUGCAGAUUACUCCAAAGGGUUUUGGACUACCCCACUAUGGCAGGGCCCCAAUAGAUGAGAUCAAUUUUUCACAUGUUAUCAAUGAACUUUCUUUCGGUCCUUUCUACCCUUACAUUGACAACCCUUUAGAUAAUACGGCCAGGCUAGCUGGGGAGCCAUUUAAGACCUAUAACUAUUAUGCAUCUGUCGUUCCUACCAUCUACAGAAAGCUAGGAGCCUCGGUACACACUAGUCAAUAUUCGCUGAGUGAGGUCGAGCAUACUUUCAGCGAAAAGGAUAGACGUAUACCAGGAAUAUUUCUCACAUACAACUUCGAGGCACUCACAAUUACGGUUAGCGACGAACGAAUUUCUUUUUUUCAGUUUGUUGUUAGACUAGUAGCAAUGCUAUCUUUCAUUGUUUACACAGCAUCAUGGGCAUUUAGACUGGUUGACAGUGCUUUGGUGCUUAUUUUUGGGUCAAAGUGGUCCCUUCGCUACCAAGGUGACAAUCGUAAUUCUCACGGAAUAUUGGAAUAA